AUGAACAAUCAGAAUUGGGAUAAAAUGGUGAGAGACCUGCAAAGGCGUGCUAGUCAAUCCUCUAAGGGAGCCGCUGGAGGCUCGCCUCUGGGAAUUUUUGCCGGGGCUGGUGGGUUGAUUCUCCUCGGUGCGGGUGCUGUACUGCUGAACAACUCGUUAUACAACGUCGAUGGUGGUCAACGUGCCAUUGUUUACUCCAGAGUUGGCGGUGUGAAGCCUCAGAUUUUCAACGAGGGUACACACCUUGUUUUCCCUUGGUUGGAGCGUGCUAUUAUCUACGAUGUCAGAGCCAAGCCAAGAAAUGUUGCCUCGUUGACUGGAACUAAGGAUUUGCAAAUGGUGAACAUCACUUGCAGAGUGCUGUAUAAGCCUGAAAUUGCAGCGUUGCCAACCAUUUUCCGCACUUUGGGUCAGGACUACGACGAGAGAGUGCUGCCUUCCAUUGUUAACGAAGUCUUGAAGUCUGUGAUUGCUCAGUUCAACGCAUCUCAGUUGAUUACCCAAAGAGAAAAAGUCUCCAGACUGGUGAGAGAGAACCUUGUCAAGAGGGCUUCUAAGUUCAACAUUUUGCUUGAUGAUGUUUCGUUGACUGCCAUGACCUUCUCUCCAGAGUUCUCCACUGCUGUUGAAUCUAAGCAGAUUGCCCAGCAGGAUGCUCAAAGAGCCGCCUUUGUGGUCGACAAAGCUAGACAAGAGAAGCAAAGUAUGGUUGUAAAGGCGCAGGGUGAGGCCAAGUCUGCCCAGCUGAUUGGUGAGGCCAUCAAGAAGUCUAAAGACUAUGUUGAGCUGAAGAGAUUGGACACAGCCAAGGAGAUUGCUACUAUCCUGUCUCGUUCUCCUAACAAGAUCAUUCUUGACAAUGAGGCUUUGUUGCUGAACACUGUUUCAGAUGCACGUGAAUUCUCAAGUGGCCGGUGA
Messenger RNA from Kuraishia capsulata CBS 1993, 918 nucleotides. RefSeq lists its product as uncharacterized. The record is from RefSeq and is a predicted model, not a curated record. Gene Ontology annotation, biological process: mitochondrion organization. NCBI's taxonomy places the organism in Eukaryota, Fungi, Ascomycota, Pichiomycetes, Pichiales, Pichiaceae. The transcript has a single exon. Gene Ontology annotation, cellular component: mitochondrion; membrane. The coding region runs from base 1 to 918 and encodes 305 amino acids.